This is a messenger RNA of Ectocarpus sp. CCAP 1310/34, 1652 nucleotides long. Lineage: Eukaryota; Phaeophyceae; Ectocarpales; Ectocarpaceae. The record is from the annotation of a GenBank genome assembly.
UGUGUGGUGUGUGUGUUUUCGUUGCAUUUAUGUCGGGCGCGAGCCUUUGCCGUUCGUUACACGGUUGACUCACCUGUCUACGUCACACAAAUAUUCAGCAGGAAUACAUUGUACUGUUGUACAGCAGUACUUUACAGCAGUACUUUACUGUACCUGAGCAGGCUUGCAUGUGCGAUGUCUCUCGGUGCAAUGUCCAAGUUGCGCACACUUUCAAGAUCGGCCACGACAAGGUCAGACGCAUCAACAACCACUGGUGGGAUCACCGCCAGUUGUACGAGACCACCGCCGUGGGGAGAGGCAAGACGGCAAAGAAGGAUGAUGGGCGACGCCGCCUCACCGAAGCCGGUCGUCAAGUCUUUCGCCGCACGGUGGCAGAAUGGAUGCACAGGACUUGCAACAUGGAGCAGCUGUCUAACCGUUCGGCAGGAGGGCUGCUGAGUAGGCUCGGCUACAAGCGUCGUAGAGGCAGGAUCAAAACGCCACCGUUAAACGCCGAAAGACUUGCUCGCAUUCGUCGGUUUCUUGUCGAGAUGGACAUGGCAAAGAGAGCAGAGGAUGCUGGGUUAGCAGUGAUCGUGUACAUGGAUGAGAGUUUUGUCCACCAGGCUCAUGGUUCCCCCUAUCCUUACUUUCCUUCGGACGAGGAUGGAGCUGUGCAGGAUGGGAUUGGUCGCACAACGGGGAAGGGCUUGCGCAUGAUCAUGGUGCAUGCAAUCACGAAGUGGGGGCCGUUGGCUAAGCUUUGUGAUGGGUUACCGAUCGAANAGAGGGCAGAGGAUGCUGGGUUAGCAGUGAUCGUGUACAUGGAUGAGAGUUUUGUCCACCAGGCUCAUGGUUCCCCCUAUUCUUACUUUCCUUCGGACGACGAUGGAGUUGUGCAGGAUGGGAUUGGUCGCACAACGGGGAAGGGCUUGCGCAUGAUCAUGGUGCAUGCAAUCACGAAGUGGGGGCCGUUGGCUAAGCUUUGUGAUGGGUUACCGAUCGAAGAGGGCUGGUUCAAGGAAACGGGUAGCGGCAAGAAGGAAAUGGAAGAUGAGGAGACAGCAGAGAUUAUGUGGCAGGCAAAGUUGGCAAAGGGCGAUUACCACGCAGCAAUGACCGACUCGAUGUUCAUGGAGUGGCUUGAACACCGCCUUAGCCCUGCGUACAACGCGAUCCUUGAGUUCAAAGGCAAUCGGAUGAUUCUUGUUCUUGACAACGCCUCAUACCACCAUGGAUUUGACGCGGAAGUCAAAGUGCCGGAAACCAACACCAAGAAGCAAAACGUCGAUCUGUUGCGUAUGUUUGGGGCCAAGCCGAUCAGGGUUAGGCGUAAGGAGGGCGAACAGGGCAGUGUUGAGUACAACUUCGAGGUACCGACAGAGCCUGGUUCUUCAUUCCCUGCAGGGAACAGGGAGGGCGGUGUAAGCAGAGCGGAGGUAGCAACGGCCACUCGGGAGUACAUCCACCUCAAUCACCCUGAAAGGCUCGAGGAACGGGUGGUGACGUUCAUGAGGAAAAAGGGGUGGGCGUUGAUUUGGACGCCGCCCUACAUGCCGUCCUUUCAACCGAUCGAGCUUUUUUGGCAGCAUGGUAAGCAGUACGUCAGCNGGUGUAAGCAGAGCGGAGGUAGCAACGGCCACUCGGGAGUACAUCCACCUCAAUCACCCUGA